AUGGCACCCUCUACCCCUAAAACUUCCAAGACUGUUAACUUCAAAAACGGCUCGAUAUCGUCCCAAAAGAGAAUGAAGCAAUCAAGUUUGCUGUCCUUUUUCUCUAAACAGUUACCUACUGGUACACCUACAAAGAAGGACUCUAAACUUACUUCAGCGACUUUACAGAAUCCAGCUGGUAGUAAAUUAACGAAAAAUCCUGAAGGGGAAAAGGUGGACAAACUUUUUGUUGAUGUAGACGACGACAAUGAUUUAACAAUGGCUGAAGAAACAUCGGCAACUGUGAAAAGUGAUACUGUACAUUCUGAGGAGCUCCAAUCUGAUACUAUUUUGAAUACUAACACGACGGAGAUCAAAAGUGCUGCAGCAGAUGAUGAUUUAUCAUCUUCUUCACAAUCUCGAAGAACCGAUAAAAAGAGGGUCAACUAUGCAGAAAGUGAUGAGGAGGACUCAAGUUCUAUGUUUGCUACCAAGCGAAAGAGAAGUAAAGUAAUUGGUAGCGACAGUGAUGAGGAUGAAUACUUACCCGAUAAGAAUGAAGCCGAUGAGAAUGAUAAUUCCGCUGAGAACAAAGGAUAUAUUAAAGAUGAAUUGAGAGAAGAUGAUUAUGAUGAUGAGGAUGAGGAUGAUGAUGAGGAUUUACUCUCUUUGGCAGGAACUGCUUCAAAGAGGAAACCGUCUAAUACUUCCCAAUCAUCAUCACCCUUUGCAAGAAAUACGUCACGCAAUAGCUCGACCAGCAAAAGCAGGAAAAAGCAUGUUCAAGGUAGAUCAUACACUCCCCCUUACAGCCACAGAUCCGCAACGUCCAAAUCCAGCAAAUUCAAUAAGCAAAAUGAAGAACGAUAUCAAUGGCUAGUGGACGAACGAGACGCUCAACGCCGUUCCAAGAGUGAUCCAGAGUAUGAUCCUAGGACAUUGUAUAUCCCCUCUUCGGCAUGGAAUAAGUUCACUCCAUUUGAGAAACAAUAUUGGGAAAUUAAAUCCAAAAUGUGGGAUUGUAUCGUCUUCUUCAAAAAAGGCAAGUUCUUUGAACUAUACGAGAAGGAUGCUCUAUUGGCCAAUGCCUUAUUUGAUUUGAAGAUUGCCGGAGGGGGGCGUGCUAAUAUGCAACUCGCAGGUAUUCCAGAAAUGUCAUUUGAGUAUUGGGCAUCUCAAUUUAUUCAAAUGGGUUAUAAAGUUGCUAAGGUAGACCAAAAAGAAUCAAUGUUGGCUAAAGAAAUGAGGGAAGGUUCAAAAGGUAUUGUGAAGAGAGAGCUUCAAUGCAUAUUAACCUCAGGUACCUUAACUGAUGGUGACAUGUUGCAUUCGGAUCUGGCCACCUUUUGUCUUGCAAUUAGAGAAGAGCCUGGUAACUAUUACAAUCAACCUCAGCUAGAUUCAUCAACAAUGAUUCAAAAGUUGAAUACAAGAAUAUUUGGCGCUGCCUUCAUUGAUACCGCAACUGGUGAACUUCAAAUGUUGGAGUUUGAGGAUGAUAGUGAAUGCACCAAAUUGGAUACAUUAAUGUCGCAAGUAAGACCUAUGGAAGUUGUAGUGGAGAGGAAUAAUUUAUGUGCACUCGCAAAUAAAAUUGUGAAGUUCAAUUCGGCCCCCAAUGCAAUCUUCAAUGAGGUUAAAGCUGGUGAAGAAUUUUAUGACUGUGAUAAAACCUACUCUGAAAUUAUUUCUUCUGAAUAUUUUCCCACGGAGGAAGAUUGGCCAGAAGUUCUGAAGGCAUAUUAUGACACGGGGAAAAAAGUUGGGUUCAGUGCAUUCGGUGGAUUGCUAUAUUAUUUGAAAUGGUUGAAGCUAGAUGAAAAUCUAAUUUCGAUGAAAAAUAUAAAAGAGUACGAUUUUGUCAGAUCGCAACAUUCCAUGGUUUUAGAUGGGAUCACUUUACAGAACUUGGAAAUAUUUUCCAAUUCGUUUGAUGGUUCUGAUAAAGGGACUCUGUUCAAGUUGUUUAAUAGGGCAAUUACUCCUAUGGGUAAAAGAAUGAUGAAAAAGUGGUUAAUGCAUCCAUUACUUCGUAAAAGCGAUAUUGAGAAUAGGCUUGAUAGUGUUGACUCUUUGUUGCAGGAUAUUACUUUAAGAGAAGAACUAGAGAUGACCUUCUCUAAACUACCUGAUUUAGAGAGAAUGCUGGCUCGUAUUCAUAGUAGAACUAUCAAAGUUAAAGAUUUUGAGAAAGUGAUAACGGCAUUCGAAACUAUUGUUCAGUUGCAAAGAACUUUGCAGAAUAAUGUUUUGAAAGGGGAUGUUUCGAAAUACAUAUCAUCUAUUCCCAAUGGACUUCUCGAAGGCGUUGAAAAUUGGACAAAUGCGUUUGAAAGACAACGAGCAAUUAACGAAAACAUCAUUGUGCCACAAAGGGGAUUUGAUAUAGAAUUUGAUAAAUCAUUGGAUAAAAUACAAGAAUUGGAAGACCAUUUAAUGGACAUUCUGAUGAAGUAUAGGAAACAAUUUAAAUGUUCUACUAUCCAAUAUAAAGAUUCUGGAAAAGAAAUCUACACUGUUGAAAUUCCUGUGUCUGCGACUAAGAAUGUUCCAUCGAAUUGGGUCCAAAUGGCCGCGAACAAAACAUAUAAGAGGUAUUACUCUGAUGAAGUGAGAAUUUUAGCAAGAUCUAUGGCAGAGGCAAAGGAAUUGCACAAGGCACUAGAAGAGGAUUUAAAGAACAGGUUAUGUCAAAAAUUCGAUGCACAUUAUAACACUAUAUGGAUGCCCACCAUACAGGCUAUAUCUAACAUAGAUUGUUUAUUGGCUAUCACAAGAACGUCCGAAUAUCUGGGUGCUCCAUCAUGUAGGCCGACUAUUAUAGAUGAGGUCGAUUCAAAAACGAAAACUCAGCUAAAUGGAUUUUUGAACUUCAAAUCAUUAAGGCACCCGUGUUUUAACCUUGGCGCUACUACAGCAAAGGACUUCAUUCCUAAUGAUAUUGAAUUGGGUAAAGAGCAGCCUAGAUUGGGAUUGUUAACUGGUGCGAACGCAGCAGGUAAGUCCACUGUGUUGAGAAUGGCGUGUAUUGCCGUAAUCAUGGCACAAAUGGGAUGCUACGUUCCCUGUGAAUCUGCUGUUUUAACGCCAAUUGAUAGAAUCAUGACACGGUUGGGCGCUAAUGAUAAUAUUAUGCAAGGUAAAUCUACAUUUUUUGUAGAAUUAGCAGAAACAAAAAAAAUAUUAGAUAUGGCCACAAAUAGAUCACUUUUGGUUGUUGACGAGUUAGGAAGGGGAGGUUCUUCAAGCGAUGGGUUUGCUAUUGCAGAAAGUGUGCUACAUCACGUGGCUACGCAUAUUCAAAGUUUGGGCUUUUUUGCGACACAUUAUGGGACAUUGGCGUCAAGUUUCAAGCACCAUCCCCAGGUACGACCAUUGAAAAUGAGUAUCUUAGUGGAUGAAGCGACUAGGAAUGUUACAUUUUUGUAUAAGAUGCUCGAAGGGCAAAGUGAAGGUUCUUUUGGUAUGCAUGUAGCAUCAAUGUGUGGAAUUUCAAAGGACAUUAUUGACAAUGCACAAGUUGCUGCUGAUAAUUUAGAGCAUACUUCUAGGUUAAUUAAAGAACGUAGUUUAGCUGCCAAUAAUUUGGCCGGUGAUGUGGUUUCCUUACCUGGUGGUUUACAAAGCGAUUUCGUUCGGAUUGUCUAUGGAGAUGGAUUGCAGAAUACACGUUUAGGUUCUGGUGAAGGAGUUCUGAAUUAUGAUUGGAAUAUAAAGAAGAAUGUUCUGAAAAGUUUAUUUGGUAUGAUUGAAGAUUUGAAUUCUUAA
Molecule: messenger RNA, 3747 nt
Organism: Saccharomyces mikatae IFO 1815
Lineage: Eukaryota; Fungi; Ascomycota; Saccharomycetes; Saccharomycetales; Saccharomycetaceae
Gene: MSH6
Product: mismatch repair ATPase MSH6
Exons: 1
Coding region: 1-3747 (1248 amino acids)
Biological process (GO): mismatch repair
Cellular component (GO): MutSalpha complex; nucleus
Molecular function (GO): ATP binding; ATP-dependent DNA damage sensor activity; mismatched DNA binding
Source: RefSeq, a predicted model, not a curated record